Molecule: messenger RNA, 506 nt
Organism: Tricharina praecox
Lineage: Eukaryota; Fungi; Ascomycota; Pezizomycetes; Pezizales; Pyronemataceae
Exons: 1
Coding region: 95-457 (120 amino acids)
Source: RefSeq, a predicted model, not a curated record
GCUUGGCUUUACUUAUCCUACCCAUUGCUGACAUUCUUGUACCUAUUCAUUACACCACCAGUCAUACAUACAUGCAUACCCACAUCAUGACUUCAUGGGAGUUCGGUGUAUCACUACGUUACUACCUCAUCAUUUUUUUCUUUUCUUUUCUUUGUUUUGGAGUUGGUUUUGUUGCGGUUUUCGGGCUUUGCUUUCGCAGGUUUUUUGGUUUUGGAUUCCUAUUGUUUCUUUUCGGUUUUGGAUUCCUUUUUAUUCCUUAUUUUGUCUUAUCGGCUUUGGAUUCCUUCUGUUUCUGUUUGGUUUUUGGCUUUUGGCUUUUGGAUUCCUUGUUUCUUUCGAUUAUACAUAUUGUUGGGAGGUUUCGUUUUGGAUUGUGGAUUGUGUUGUGUAUUUUCUUUUUGGGUUCGGGGUUUUAGGAUUGGCAGGAUUAGAGUACCCGGAUGAUGAGCAUUCCUAAGUACUUCUUGGACAGAUAAACGUCCGAAUAAACAAUAAACACAGCUUCU